Molecule: messenger RNA, 768 nt
Organism: Aspergillus melleus
Lineage: Eukaryota; Fungi; Ascomycota; Eurotiomycetes; Eurotiales; Aspergillaceae
Product: formate dehydrogenase (NAD+)
Exons: 2
Coding region: 1-768 (255 amino acids)
Biological process (GO): formaldehyde catabolic process
Cellular component (GO): cytosol
Molecular function (GO): zinc ion binding; S-(hydroxymethyl)glutathione dehydrogenase [NAD(P)+] activity
Source: RefSeq, a predicted model, not a curated record
AUGCCCGACGGGACGUCUCGGUUCCGGGCCCGCGGCAAAGACCUCCUCCAUUUCAUGGGCUGCUCGACCUUCUCGCAGUAUACCGUUGUGGCGGAUAUUUCGGUGGUCGCGUACACGCCUGCGUGUCCCACCGACCGGGCAUGUCUUCUCGGAUGCGGGAUCACGACGGGAUACGGCGCUGCGACGGUGACGGCCAAGGUGGAGGAGGGGUCGAGCGUGGCGGUGUUCGGGGCCGGAUGCGUGGGCCUGUCUGUGAUACAGGGUGCGGUGAAGAAUAAAGCGGGCAUGAUUAUUGCCGUGGAUUUGAAUGAUGAUAAGGCGCCGUGGGCGUAUAAGUUCGGGGCGACGCAUUUUGUCAAUCCCGCGAAGUUGGGCCGCAAGAAUAUCACGGAGAAGUUGAUUGAUAUGACGGACGGAGGAUGCGAUUACACGUUUGACUGCACCGGCAAUGUCAGCGUGAUGCGGGCGGCGCUGGAAGCGUGCCAUAAGGGCUGGGGCGAGAGUAUUGUCAUUGGGGUUGCGGCGGCGGGUCAGGAGAUUAGCACUCGACCCUUCCAACUAGUGACCGGUCGCCAAUGGAAAGGAUGCGCAUUCGGGGGCGUGAAAGGACGGACACAACUUCCGGGACUGGUGGCGGAUUAUCUGAACGGGGAUCUCAAGGUGGACGAGUUCAUCACGCACCGCGAGACCCUUAGCAACAUCAACGCGGCAUUCGAGCAGAUGAAGCAGGGGGAUUGCGUGCGGUGCGUGGUGGAUACUACAUUGUAA